AUGCCGCCGCCGCCGCCGCCGCCGGUCACCGAUGGCAGCUGCACUCUCUUCCGAUGCUUCUGCUGCUGGCGUCGUCGGUGUUCUCCACGGAUCCCGCGCGUCGCCCCUGGCAGGGACUACGUGUGCAUACCGGCUGGCGCGGAUGACCGCCCCGCGUGGUCGCUGCUCGUAGGCUUCCGGGCAGACUCCGGCCUCCGCCUACACCGGUUCCGCGUCGCACCGUCUGGUCGCAUCCUCGGCCGGAGCAACGACGCCCUCGAGAUCUUCCACCACUUCGACAACGAUUGCGCCGCCCCCACCUGGGGCGCAAACGCCACGCUAAGUCCCGACGGCCGCUCCCUGUGCAUCUUCUGUUCGAAACGGCUUGUCGAUGCUGAGUCGAAAGUCGUAUCCGCCCCAGUUCUCGAGCUGCAGCUGCAGGACGACAAGAAAACCAUCACCCAGCUCCCUACCGUGCUGCUAGGACGCCUCAUGGAUUGCAGCCCAGUCACGGCCGGCGGUGACAUCUGGGCACCCUACUUCCACCUGAUUCCUCACUCGCCAUGCCGCCUCGUCAUGCAACGCCUCGACAGGGGCGAUGGCAGGUGGGUGGUGGCCGGCACCAUCGAAUUCCCUUACGAGAUGGAAAACCCCAUGAAGUGGGGUGGCAGCAUCUUCCAGGGACACGCCGUUAUACAUGACACCAUCUUGGUGUCGCUGCGACCAGCUCACCUGCUCUUCAGCUUCAGUUGCUCCACCUGCACCUGGACGGCCAUCACCACGAUCACCAACAGAACUACUACAAGCAAGAAUCCCUCCUUUGGUACCAGAAGCGAGAACACCUCCACUAGCAAAGAUACUACUCGCUUGGAUACAGCGGUUUCGUCCUCUGCCCCUAUAAAUCCAAGCCCAGGGAGUAGCAGCAAGAACAUCUCCCGUGACAACACUACCAGCAGCAUAAACACGUCCAGUGGCAGCACUACCCUAUCCGGUGGCACCACCAGGGUUGGCAAGUAUGUUCCUAUCCGUGACCGCGGUGUAUAUGUCGAAGAAGAUGAUGCCAUUUACUUCCUCCAGAAAUCCACCAUCUAUGCCUACAAGCUGCAUGGCCGUGGUCAGGGUCAGCAACCGCUGGUAGAGCUGAAGCCGCCUACCAAGAUCGAUUCUGUUUGUCCUUUCUAUCCUGAUGGCUUUGGCUUACUCACACAUCUGGGUGGCAGAGUCAUGUGCUCCGUCUGGAUCAGCGUGGCGCGUGACUGCUCAUGUGACAAGUAUCAUGUAAUCAUCUCCACCUUUCAAGUAAAAUAUGGCAGCGCUGGCAUCGCCAAUGGCAUUGAGAUCUUGCAUUCCACCUGUCGCCAGUUAGACAUGUUCCCGUGCAAGCCUACUGUACUACCCGUCCAUGAAUUCUGCUUUCUUCAGGAGUAUGAGUACAACCACGAGAAUGCCAUGGCACCUCCGAGGCUACUUGAGGGCAUUGAAGAUUCAACCAGCUACGAUGCCGAAGAUUCCUCUGAGAUGCUUGCUUGUUGCAGGAAGUUUUUAUAUAAACCGUCGUUCCCAAGAUGCUAUGUGCUUCGCGAGCCUGCUUGUCGGAUUAACAGAGAUCUAUAUAUUGUGUGCCAAGCUGGCUCUCGUUUGAUUGCGUAUCGGACUGAGAUCGUAGACGGAAGGUUACUGCCCAGUUGCAACUACAUUCCUCUCAGGCUGCAUCUUGGUAUGAACAUAAUUAUGCGUGAUAGUCACACAUCUCGGUGGCAGAGUCAAGUGAUGCAACAGCCUUCUCUGAGGUAUUUCAUGGUCAGGAGUUUAACAAACAUCUAUGCUGUGUCGUACAAACCAGAUGACAUCUGUGAGUUUGAACUUAGUAGGCCAUCUUCCAAUUUGCUUAAAACUUCAAGGCCUGCUGGUGUUUGUUUUGCGGUGGUUCUUCAUGUAGGUCAUCGCAUUGUUGCUGUCACUCAUUCUCUCGAAGUUUACCUAUUUGUGCCUCCGACAUCCAGGUGUUUUCUGCUUAACCUGAAUGUCAGAGAAUGGGAAGAUGUUUUACCUGAUGUUGAAAGUAGGACCUUGCUAUUUCAUGAUCCGCUUAUCUAUGGAAGGCAACGUUUAAAUGGGAGAUCCAUAUAUUUUGCUGGUUAUAUCUACUCAUGCACAAAUUGGGGCCUUGUUGCUUAUGACUUUCAUGAUGGCCUCCUCCACGAUGAAAUCAGUUUGCCAUUUUCAUGGCGUAAGACUACUUGGGAGGGUGAAAGCAUGUGCUUGGAUUUUGUUGGUGCGGAGCAAGGUGCAGUUGUAUUUUGUGUAGUGCAAGGUGAAUGUUUCUCUGGUCCUCACGGCCAGGAUGUGUAUGUCACCAUUGUCCAAGUUAAAACGACAAAAACGCCUGUUGGUAAAUUUAGACCAGAGAGUAUCGAUCACGUGGAUAUUGCUACAUGUUUAAUUCCGCUUGAAGACGGGGUGGUCAGUACUAGGAGCUGUUUUUCAGUCGAGCAUUGAUUCGUGGUGCUUCAUUAUUUCUAUAUCACACGUGUUCUCAAUGCACUGUAAUAUUUAUAACACGCUGUAUCUA
This is a messenger RNA of Lolium rigidum, 2551 nucleotides long. RefSeq lists its product as uncharacterized. The record is from RefSeq and is a predicted model, not a curated record. Lineage: Eukaryota; Viridiplantae; Streptophyta; Magnoliopsida; Poales; Poaceae. The coding region runs from base 1 to 2478 and encodes 825 amino acids. The transcript is spliced from 5 exons.